GUCAGAGACAGGAAGAGCACUUGUCCCGGACAGACUGGGGGAUCUACACUUGUCUUUUCCCCAAAAGGCAGCAGAUGAAUUCCCACCUAGAGCUAAAUGGAAGCCUAACACAGAACCACAGACAACUGCCGUGAGGCUAUCUUUGUCAGUGCGAUGGAUGAGGCCCACAGUUCAGAGGUCAAGUUCAGGCUGAACAAGGCUCCAGCUCAUCCUACGUCCAUCACCACGGCCAGAGGACAGUGGUCAAGCAAAAUUGAGUUCCUCUUGGCUGUUGCAGGACAAAUCAUUGGCCUGGGAAAUGUUUGGAGAUUUCCUUACCUGUGCUACAAAAAUGGCGGAGGUGUGUUCUUCAUCCCGUAUAUACUCUUCUUUAUUACCUGUGGCAUCCCCCUGUUUCUGCUGGAGACCUCUCUUGGCCAGUACACCAAACAGGGGGGUAUUACCUGCUGGAAGAAAAUCUGUCCCCUGUUUGAAGGGAUAGGUUAUGGCAGUCAGAUAGUUGUUUUGUACUCUAGCAUUUAUUACAUCAUCAUCCUGGCCUGGGCCUUCCUGUAUCUGUUCUCUUCCUUUAACUCGGAGCUGCCUUGGGCGAGCUGCAGAAACAGUUGGAACACAGAGACGUGUGUGGAGUUCGAUAGAAAAGCUGAUUCUUACAACUGGACUGUGCCAGAAAAUGCAACGUCACCUGUGAGAGAGUUCUGGGAGAGAAGAGUUUUGAAUCUCUCAGGGAACAUCAAUGAAUUGGGCAGCAUACAAUGGGAGUUAGCUCUGUGCCUUCUGUUGUCCUGGAUCAUCUGUUACUUCUGCGUCUGGAAGGGAGUGAAGUCCACGGGGAAGGUGGUUUACUUCACUGCUACCUUUCCAUAUUUGAUGAUGAUAGCGUUGCUCAUUCGUGGAGUCACGUUGCCUGGGGCCUUAGACGGGAUCAAAUACUACCUUUACCCAGAUCCUUCCCGCCUCGCUGAUCCACAGGUGUGGAUGGAUGCUGGCACGCAGAUAUUUUAUUCCUAUGCUAUUUGCAUUGGAUGUCUAAUUGCACUUGGCAGUUAUAAUAAGUACGACAAUAACUGCUUCAAGGACUGUGUAUAUUUGUGCCUUCUGAACAGUGGGACCAGUUUUGUUGCAGGCUUUGCCAUCUUUUCUGCACUUGGUUUCAUGGCAUAUGAGCAAAACACACACAUAUCACUAGUGGCAGAGUCAGGUCCUGGCCUUGCGUUCAUUGCCUAUCCUCGAGCAGUCGCCAUGAUGCCUUUUCCUCAGCUCUGGGCGUUUUUCUUUUUCAUAAUGAUCAUCCUCCUGGGUCUGGACAGCGAGUUUGUAGGUCUGGAAGCUCUCGUCACAGGAAUUUCCGACAUCAAUCCGGCCUUCUUCCACGUUGGCCACCGACGCAAACUUCUUCUACUUGCCAUCAGUGUUGUCAGUUUCUUAAUUGGCCUUGUGAUGGUGACAGACGGUGGACUGUACAUCUUUCAGUUGUUUGACUACUAUGCCUGCAGUGGGAUGACUCUUCUCCUCUUUGCCAUAUUGCAGUCUGUCAGUGUUGGAUGGGUGUAUGGUGCAGACCGUUUUUUUGGAAACAUUGAGGACAUGAUUGGAUACAAGCCUCUGUCUCUGCCUCUGAUUAAGUACUGUUUGAAAUAUGUCACUCCAGUAGUCUGCCUGGCCACAUUUAUUUUCUCUUUAAUCAAACACACUCCUUUGAAGUUCAACAACAACAUUGAGUAUCCAUGGUGGGGUUAUGCUCUUGGCUGGUGGUUCACUCUCUCCUCCACACUCAUUGUUCCCAUCUGGAUGCUGUACAAUCUGUGCACAACUCCUGGUACACUACGACAGAGGAUCUCCAUCUUGUGUACUCCAGCUGACGACCUUCCUCUGGCCAUCUCAGCAAAAAAGGCUCUGGAACUGCUCGACUUGAGUUCCCCUCCUGACAGCAUUAUGUCCUAGUGAGAAGAGACAAACUGGAGCAGCUCCACUCAGCACUUUUUUACAUCUAUUCAUGUAGCAGAGAAGGCUGGGACAUCCUGAAGGAGCCUCCAGGACGUCCCAAUGUGAUGUUUCUGACCGGAGUACUGCCACUGCUCAGACAGGCAGGAAACAUAUGCAAUCACAAGUUUGUAUUCUUGUUAAUCAUUGUUACAUUAUUCUUAUUCUUACAUUAGUAAGAUGGUCAGAAACAGAUCUCAGUGGUGGCAAAGGCCAAAAGACACACCCACUCCAAGUAUCACCCACAAUAAGACACGCCCCUUUCAAGUAACGCCCACCGAAAGGCACACCCACUCUAUGAUAUAAUUGGAUGUUAACCCAAUCAUUAAUUAGUGCGUGUUGCUGCUAUACGUCAGCAAGCUGUGAAUGAAAUACUACGCCAGGCAAUAUAUGUAAACAAGGGAGCUGUGGUGUGUUUAGAUAAAAUCAUUUUACAUUUACAUGAUUUUUAUUUUCAAAAUUUAUAUAUAUGAUAAAUGUGAAGUACAUCAGGGUCACGUGAACUGAAUUGUUUUUUUGAUGGGAAAUAAUUCAUUGUCUUAAGGAACUGUAAAAUCCCCCAGGUGUCAAGGAUGGAUUUGAGGAAAAUCCUAUAGUGAGACCCUGGCUAUAUCCUCUUUUCAUUUUCUUAUAGCAGUGGAACAAUACUUUAUACUAAAUAGACAAAUCAAUUUAUAAGAUAAAAAAUGAUGAGUUAGGUGAAAUUCUGAUGUAACAGCAGGAUAAG
Limanda limanda (common dab) is the source of this 2710-nucleotide messenger RNA. Its product is annotated as sodium- and chloride-dependent GABA transporter 2-like. Gene Ontology annotation, biological process: sodium ion transmembrane transport. The record is from RefSeq and is a predicted model, not a curated record. Gene Ontology annotation, cellular component: membrane. NCBI's taxonomy places the organism in Eukaryota, Metazoa, Chordata, Actinopteri, Pleuronectiformes, Pleuronectidae. The coding region runs from base 154 to 1944 and encodes 596 amino acids. The transcript has 15 exons.